Amoebophrya sp. A120 is the source of this 798-nucleotide messenger RNA. The record is from the annotation of a GenBank genome assembly. Lineage: Eukaryota; Dinophyceae; Syndiniales; Amoebophryaceae.
CUGCGCGAUGUGCAAAACCAUGCACAACGCGGACAAGAAGGCGAGGCCGCCAGUGUCUGGCGACCGAUGCGCGGCCGCCUUUUCGGCGCGCCUGGCUCGAGCCAGGGCGGGCCUGGCAUGAUGAACAGGCGCCCCAGGAGCAGGGGGAAAGCCCGCAGGACCGGGCCCGAUGUCGGGCAUGUCCUUCAGUGUGCUUCGCUGUUUUCCCGGAUUCAAAUAACAACCCCGCUCGCAAAUGGCCGGAGGUUUUUGUGGGAUCUCUCUCGCGCCGAUGUGCUCGCCGACAGACAGGUUUCGGAAGCCGGGCCACUACCCUGCGUACUGAGCGAGCCGCGGCGCGAAGGCGUCAACUACUAAGCCGGCGCGCGGGGGGGGCUUGUCGGCCCCCUUAUGCGCCCCGAAACGCGACGCCGCAGUGGGCUGCCCGCUCUCAUGUGAGGCACCGGCGUGGCCGAUGGGGCUAGCAAGGCGCGCGCGCCUCGCCACGGGGCGGCUUUUUCGCGCAUGGGCACCCAUAGGGAUGGAUGCCCCGGGAGCCGUAGCCCGCGCCGGUUCGUUGUGGCGCGACCUACGUAGUGGCCCGGGCGCGAUUCUGAGGCCGCCGCGGACGAAAACCCACCAAACGGCUUGGCAACAAGCUCCAGGCCGGGCCCGCCGCCUCUUAGUUACCCUGCUAGCUAGCGUUCGUAGCUGCGUUUGAUUGUGCGCGUGCUUCGAUCGUUGCCCGCGCGCGAGCGUGCGCCGCCUUUCGGCUUGUGAGCCCUUUUGUCGCUGUGGUUCGUGGCAGGCUCGCCCCCG